AUGUCUCUGGACCCAGUUGCGCAGUUUCUUUACCCAAAUGAUGCUCCGGUGACCCAUAAGCCUGUGUGUGUGGGAGCUGAUGGCAAUUGCUUUUUUCGGGCUGUUGCAAUGUCCUUGACAGGAAAGGAAGAAAAUCACAAGCAACUCCCUCAGCAAGUUGCAGAACAGCUCUGCAACAAGCCACAGGCAAUUGCAGCUGCUUUGAUUGAAAAAUCUUCGUCUUGUCCAGGUGUGAAUCCUUCUUCACUCAUUGCCACGUUUCUUUCUGAUGAGAGUUACAGCGUGUUCAAAGCCGCAAAGGAAGUGGGAAAGGGCACUGAGGACAGUCUAGCUUUAGCUGUGGUGAAGGAGGGCAAUGAGACAAAGAAAUUUGGAAGUUGGUGUGGGAUGGUGCAAGUCUAUGGUGCAGCUGCAGCAAUUGGUUGUUCCAUCAACAUGCACUACCCUGAGGUUAACCAACGUAUCCGCCCCUUUAUGAAUACCAUUGUACAACCUUUGGAAUCUGCAACAAGUCAAAAUAAUGAUAUUCAUAUCAUGUGGUCUAGCACAACUCAGCCAGCAACUCUUAAGGGAAAUGUUCAACUCAAUCACUUUGUGCCUUUGCUACCCAGAUCAGCCACUAAUCUCAGUUACCAUGCCGAAAGUGACAUUCCUGCCUCUGAUUGCUGUGAUGAGUCUGACUCUGACAAACUUGAAUCUACCUUUGGCUUCAGUGAUGAUGAGAAUGCCAGUGAAUUUGUUGUAAUGAAAACCCUUAGAAAAUCAAGAAAGUCAAAGAGAAUUGAACCAAAGUCAUGGUCAUUGUCUGGAUUCCAACCUAAGAGCCCAAGGGUUUGUGCAAUACCUUCGAACAUGGAUAUUACAGUAGAAACUAUGCAUGAAGAUUCUGGCAUACCUGUUGACUCACACCACACUGCAGCCCAAGAAAGUCAAAAUGGUGACAAGCCGGCAUAUGGCAAUGCUUCUCGCACAACUCAACGUGCUAUGGCUGCCACUGCUACUAAGCCAAAGGGUUCUGAAAGCAAGUCUUCCGAGAUCAAGCAAACUCUUGAUUCCUGGUUAUUAAGUAACAAGAACAAACAUGUACAGAAAGACCAAAGGGAGAUUACAAAUAGUCAUCCGAUUACAACCAUUCCAGAGCUUGCAAAAACACCAGUACGUCAAAUGUGUCAUCAACCACAUGCAGACGUCAUAUAUCAAAAGAAACAUUUAUGGGGUGGAAAAGAAGCCAUGAAGCUGAUUAUCAAACUAUGUCAUGGCUUAAAUGUGAAGUGA
Messenger RNA from Corticium candelabrum, 1275 nucleotides. RefSeq lists its product as uncharacterized. Gene Ontology annotation, cellular component: chromatin. The coding region runs from base 1 to 1275 and encodes 424 amino acids. The transcript has a single exon. The record is from RefSeq and is a predicted model, not a curated record. NCBI's taxonomy places the organism in Eukaryota, Metazoa, Porifera, Homoscleromorpha, Homosclerophorida, Plakinidae. Gene Ontology annotation, biological process: regulation of transcription by RNA polymerase II.